GCUGCCCUUGACAUGGAGCGUAGGAAUUUCCACAGGGCGUCUCUGCAGUACGUAUUACUCCUGCAAGAAGUUCAAGAGAGGAAGAAGUUUGAGUUUGUUGAAACGCUCCUAGGAUUUAUGUACAGUUGGCUGACCUUUUAUCACAGUGGAUAUGAGGUCUCAGAAGAAUUUAAACCUUACAUGCAGGAGUUGCAACAAAAAAUACAGAAGACAAGGGAGAACUUUGAUUGUACUCACAAUGAGGCUGAGGUGCUUAUGCACAAGAUGAUGGAAAAACCCCAGGAGAGGAAAAGCACAGCAUGUAUGGAAGGGUAUCUUUACGCUCUGGAGAAACGAGCUAUUGGGUCUGUGUGGGUGAAAUAUUAUUGUCAAUACAUCCGAGAAUCAAAGGCUUUUAUCAUGAGAGGCUACACACAAGCCCUUACAAAAGUGACAACCACAGACACACUAUCUGUGACCACUUGCACAAGACGAAUGACUGAGUCAAUUGAGAAGAGGUUCUGCUUUGAUAUUACGGUCAGAGAAAGGCCAAACGUGAUCACUUUACAAGCCAUUUCAGAAAAUGAACGAAAUCUAUGGAUGGAAGCCAUGGGUGGAAAAGAACCAGUUUAUUGCAAUCCAAAUGUUUCUAAGUCUGACGAUAGCUUGUUGAACGACGUAGGGUUUAAUUUUAUCCGUAAAUGCAUAGAAGCAAUUGAGAGUAGAGGCCUUGAGGAUCAAGGAUUGUAUCGUGUGGUUGGCGUCAGCUCAAAAGUGCAAAAACUCACAUCUCUCUGUUUAGACAGAAGGAAAGGAGCCAGUGUAAACCUGUCCAACUCAGGAGAAUUUGAGAUCAAGACCAUAACAAGCGCACUUAAGAAUUACUUUAGGAAUCUACCUGAGCCUCUUAUGACAUUUAGGUUACAUUAUAAGUUCACAGCAGCAGCGAAAAAAGAAUCAAAGACCUUGCGGUUCAACGAUGUUCACAAGCUGGUUCAUGAAUUGCCUGAAUCUAACUUUGAAAUGCUAGCCAUUCUUAUGAAACAUUUACACAAGGUUUCGGAACUUCAUGAGAAGAACAAGAUGACUGUAUCCAACUUAGGAGUGUGUUUUGGUCCGACGCUGAUGAGACCUGAGGAAGAGACCAUGGCCGCUAUUAUGGACAUCAAAUUCUCAAACAUUGUCGUGGAAAUACUCAUUGCUAACUAUGAGAAAAUUUUCAAGAGUUCACCAGAUGAAAAGGAUGUUACCUUCGUAAACAAAUCUGCGCUAUCUCAAGGGUCGCCUCGGCCGCACACCGGUAGCCUUCCAUCACAGCCUUCCGCAACAUUCCAAGACCAACAGUCAGAUUUCCGCAAGACGGCCAAAUCCCUACCGCCGACAUCCGAGUCCCCGCGGCGGCAAGAAGGAAGCAACUCGCUGCAAUCGGAGCUGUUGAACGAGAUUGAUUCACAGCUGCAGGAGAGAGGCUUGUUCGUGAAGAGCCCAAUAAUACCACAGAAUAAAGGAGGGCGCCCCAAGCCGAUGUAUUCUGAUGAUCCACUGUACAGCUCCAGCAGUAGCACCGAGUCCAUUAGUUCACGCUCUUCAUUGUCAACUCAUUCCUCCAACUCUUCUCCGCCCUCAAAUAAGAAGAGCUCCAAUUCCUUAAGUACGGUUUUCUGGAGGUCAAUACAGAUGAGGAAGUACCCUAAGUAUCACACUUACCAUGGCAAGCAAAAAGACAAAACAAGAUAUAGGAAUGCACAGCUGAUCAAAUUGUUAAAAGGCGAAAACGAAUUCAAUGAAAAAGGCCCUUUCUAUGCACAGACUCACAACUACUUGUAUCCCGUACGCCCACAAAUAAGGUAUCCACUUCCGAAAGGAGGAUCAUCGCAAGACCAGCCACCGCAGUCGCCUGUAGCGGAGAAGCGUUCGCCUCGCUCUAAGCGUUCUUCUUGCGAGAUUGUUCGUUUAGAUUCAGUUCCUUCUGAAAAAACACUUCGGAAACGCCGCACAAGCAGUCAACCACCACUAGCGACAACGGAUGAAACUGCGUUGCAUCCACCAGCGAGCAACUUAGUAGGUGUACGACCUUUCUCAUCAACCCUGAGCUUUUGGAAAAAACAACAGAGAGAGACUCAAGACCUGCAGCAGGUGAGAACAAAAGGUCAAGGAGGAGGGGGCAUUACCAACUUCGGCAAUGGAAGCACAUCUACUUCGGGGUCAAGUACCAAUGCAUCGGUAGGUGGCUCACCUUCCAUGCCACCCAGUAGCAAGCCUGCCAGCGGUAACCCUUCACCCCUAAGUAACAGGGAUGGUAGAUUUCCACAUCCGAGGAGUAAUACGAACCCUGUCGCACUUCGUGGCAAUGCUACCAAUAGAAACAGAAGCGCCCCGUGUGAUUGUUUGAGGAGACAGACACAUUGGGGGCGCUGUGUCAGGACUUUGUACGCUUGUGAGGCAGAGAAUGAAUCUGAAUUGUCAUUUAACCCAAAUCAAGUCAUUUUUAAUGUCCAUUCUUCAAAAGAACCAGGAUGGCUGUUGGGAACAACUGAAAAUGGCAGAACAGGGCUUAUACCAGAGAACUAUGUACAAGACUUUGUUGCCUCUGACAUUGCAUUCGUACCUCCCGACAAAAACAUACAUCAGGAAAAGAGCCCCCAUACCCCUAAGGGCACAAAGAUUUAGCAUUGAUUGAAAGGACAUAAGAGUGUUCUAAUUCACUUUUCAAGAUGUGAUGUUCAUGUUCUUGUGUAUGCAUAGCCAGGUGUUCUUGUGGGCACAGUUCCAGGUGUUCUGGAGGACACAUGGCCAGGUGUUCGUGUUGCACAUGGCCAGGUGUUUCUGUUAGAUCCUUUGAAUAUUUAUACAUCUGAACAUUUAUCCAAGCUCUCGGCCUAAAAAUGUUUGGUAAGAGAUUUAAAAGCUAAAUGCACGAAAGGUAAUAUAACUCAAGUAUAUAAACAUUACCAUUCGAUGUCACAGCCUGUUGUCAUGCUAUUAAUGUUUUUUCAUCUAACUCCAUUUUAUGAAGAGUAGUAGUAGUACUAAAAAUGGGCAGAUGUUCUGCCUUUUACCCUAUGCUCUGAAAAUGUUGAGGUUUUUUGGCUCGCUAUCUUAUUAUGCAUAUGUAAGCUCCUAAGCAAAGGAGGAAGCAGUAAUCGUCAACAAACAAAAUUGAAUGUGGAUGACACAAAAUAGAUAGUAAAUAAAUUAGUAGUUACCAAAUUGUAAGUACAGCUAAACAGCAAAAUUAUCUUUCUAUUGAUGAAACUAUAAUUUUUUGCAGUACUGAAGUGUUGUUUUGUAUGCUAAUUUGCUGAUUAGCAUAUUGUUAAAAGAUACACUGUAUGCUGUAUACUGUUCACCUGGUAUGUAGGCCUAUGUUAAUGUGGAUGUACCAUAGGGAAUGCACAAUGAAAAUUUUGAAAUGUUGAUUUGUUUUAUGUGGUAUUGCACACUGAUGGGCUGGAUUAAAAAAAAAACAAACUUGUACUAAUUAUAUAUAUGUUUCAGCAAUUCUGUUUUGAUGUAUUAAUUAUUGUGCCAGGAGGGGCACCUUUAUUAUCGUAUUCGCAUUAUUUUUAUUCAUAAGCUAUUCCAAAAUUUAAAGAUUUGUAAGAUUUUUUUUCCUGUUAUUACUAGCAAUUUUCUCACAUCUGUUUGAUCUUGUGUUGGGAGUUUUGCAUAGAGUUAAUACCUGAAAUACAUUAAAAAUAAUACAAAUGUAAUAUUUUACAAUUAAGCUAUUGAAGGAUUUAUGGCUGGUAUAACAUCUUAUAUAUUAUAUGGUUGUUAGUUUUCCCACCGACAGAUAAUGCAAAAUUGAAGAGGGGGCUCAGGAGCCUGAAUAUCAUAUGCAAAUAACUGUUGUGAACAAGAGAUACUACUGUGAACUUUGAUCUUGCUAUUUUAGAAGUUGCUAGUUGGCUUGGCGGAAUAUUUUUAUAUUAAAAUUAGGUGGUCAGGUGUGUAGGCUGUUUCAUCCUGAGGUGUGCG
Molecule: messenger RNA, 3960 nt
Organism: Anneissia japonica
Lineage: Eukaryota; Metazoa; Echinodermata; Crinoidea; Comatulida; Comatulidae
Product: rho GTPase-activating protein 26-like
Exons: 30
Coding region: 13-2649 (878 amino acids)
Biological process (GO): signal transduction
Cellular component (GO): cytoplasm
Molecular function (GO): GTPase activator activity; protein binding
Source: RefSeq, a predicted model, not a curated record